AUGGUUUCUUGCCAUCUUCCCAGAUUGAUGGGGAACAUCGUAAGGACGCCGCUAAAGGAUCUUGUGCCUCUCCCAAAACGACCGCUUGAUGUCGAUCACGUUGAUAUGGACUUUUCGGACGUGUUUGGACCUCUACCUACUCAAUCACCUGAUGCAAACGAAUCUUCUGAAGAUCCAGAUUUGAUUUCCGGCCCUAGGGACAAACUCGAGAAGUUGUCUCUUGAGAGUACUACUGGUGUCUUGAAGAAAGAUACUGUUGAAGGUGCUGCAAUAGGGCUGGAGGACUUCGAGGUAUUAAAGCUUGUUGGCGAAGGUGCGUAUGGAAAAAUUUAUCAAGUCAGGAAGGUGGGUACAUCAGAUUUUUACGCGAUGAAGGUCAUCCGAAAAGCUAAGAUUGUAAAAAGCAAUCUUGCUGAUUAUGUGAAGAGUGAGAGGGAUAUAUUGGCAAAAGUCGAUCAUCCCUUCAUAGUUCGUCUCAGAUACUGUUUCCAGACCAAGUAUAGACUAUACCUUGUUCUUGAUUUUGUCAAUGGUGGUAGCCUUUUCUCUCAAUUAAGCAGGCAAGGCUUGUUCCGUGAGGAUAUAGCUCGAACCUACGCAGCUGAGAUUGUCUCUGCUGUGUCUUAUCUCCAUGCUAAUGGAAUAUUGCACAGGGAUCUUAAGCCAGAAAACGUACUCCUGGAUGCAGAGGGACAUGCAAUGCUAACUGAUUUUGGCUUGGCAAAGCAAUUUGAAGAUCAGAAGAACACCCGAUCUGACACUAUUUGUGGAACCACGAAAUACAUGGCACCUGAAGUUGUUCUUGGGAGAUAUUAUGACAAGGCUGCUGACUGGUGGAGUCUGGGCAUUUCCUUGUAUGAGAUGCUAACGGGAUUUCCGCCUUUCAUGGGUGAGAACCAACACAUACUUCAGGGGAAGAUCCUUAAGGAUAAAAUCAGGCUCCCGCCUUUUCUGUCAAGGGAUGCACAUUCACUGUUGAAAGGGCUACUGCAAAAGGAUGCAAACAAACGCCUUGGAAACGGGCCGACAGGUAGCGAAGAGAUAAAGGGCCACAAAUGGUUCAGGUCUAUCAACUGGAAGAAGUUAGAGGCUCGGGAAAUUCAACCAAGUCUUGUUCCACAAAUUACUGGAAAACAAUGCAUCACCAACUUUCAGGAGUGCUGCACUAACUUGCCUGUGAUUGAUUCUCCAGCUUCCAGUCCAAGAUGCGCCAACAAUACCUUCCAAGGAUUCACUUAUGUAAGGCCUGCAGCUGCUUUUUAA
Molecule: messenger RNA, 1263 nt
Organism: Coffea eugenioides
Lineage: Eukaryota; Viridiplantae; Streptophyta; Magnoliopsida; Gentianales; Rubiaceae
Product: serine/threonine-protein kinase AtPK2/AtPK19-like
Exons: 1
Coding region: 1-1263 (420 amino acids)
Biological process (GO): protein phosphorylation
Molecular function (GO): ATP binding; protein serine/threonine kinase activity
Source: RefSeq, a predicted model, not a curated record